CUGGCUGCCAGAAUCAUUUUGGCUUUUCAUCGACCAACAUUAACAACAACGAUUUGAUUGUUUUGUGUGUCACAAUCGGAUUUCAAUCAAGAUUUUUUCGUUUGUGUGUGUGUGUCAUUUCGAUGCAGUGAUCAGCAUAAUGAUGAAACCAGUGAUGCAUUUCAUCCUGUUGGCGUCAUUAUUAUUUUGUUCGUUAGUUACAGGAACAAAAAUCGAUAGUCAUCAUCAGCAACAACAACAAUCAUCAUCCGCAAUAUCAAAAAAUGAUAGCCAAAAAAAUGAACUUCGCGCCCAAAGUCGAAAUUCUGAAUCGGAUAAAAAAACCAAUUAUAAAGCCGUUGCUGAUAUGCAUUCAAUUUAUCAACAACAUUUGAUUGGACCAAAUGUAGCAUCAGCUAUUCAACCAUAUGAAAAAAAUUCCGAUAAACGUGAUCUAUGGUCUCGUUUUAGUAGCAAAGAAGCAUCAACUAGUGAAGCGAAUGGUAAAAAAGGAAGAUUGCAAACAGUUGGAUCAGUUAUUGGUGAUAUAAUCGGUGUUCUGGUAUCGGAAAUUGCACGAUUUUUCGGCUCGGUUGUUAGUGAUGUUGCACGUGAAGUGACAGCUCAUGGUUUUGUUUCAUUAUUCAAACAAAUUGCCGAUUUAACUGGAAUUUCGCGAAAUAGUAAUCAUGGUCAUGGAACAGCAACAGCGGGCUAAAUCACCAAAUUGAAAAACUUUAUUUUACAGAAUUGCAUUUUA
Molecule: messenger RNA, 739 nt
Organism: Dermatophagoides pteronyssinus (European house dust mite)
Lineage: Eukaryota; Metazoa; Arthropoda; Arachnida; Sarcoptiformes; Pyroglyphidae
Source: RefSeq, a predicted model, not a curated record